Chinchilla lanigera (long-tailed chinchilla) is the source of this 381-nucleotide messenger RNA. RefSeq names its product hemoglobin subunit epsilon-1-like. Gene Ontology annotation, cellular component: hemoglobin complex; blood microparticle; haptoglobin-hemoglobin complex. The coding region runs from base 1 to 381 and encodes 126 amino acids. The record is from RefSeq and is a predicted model, not a curated record. Gene Ontology annotation, molecular function: oxygen carrier activity; oxygen binding; peroxidase activity. NCBI's taxonomy places the organism in Eukaryota, Metazoa, Chordata, Mammalia, Rodentia, Chinchillidae. Gene Ontology annotation, biological process: hydrogen peroxide catabolic process; oxygen transport. The transcript has 3 exons.
AUGGUUCAUUUCACAGCUGAGGAUAAGGCUGCUAUCACAGGUGCAUGGAAAAAGGCGAAUGUGGAGGAGGCUGGAAGAGAAAGUCUGGGAAGGCUCCUUGUUGUCUACCCCCGGACCCAAGGGUUCUUUCACAGCUUUGGAAAUCUGUCCUCUGCCUCUGCCAUCAUGGACAAUCCCAAGGUCAAGGCACAUGAUAAGGUGUUGACUUCCUCGGGAGAAGCUCUAAAGAACAUAGAUGAUCUCAAGAGCACCUUUGCCCCUCUGAGUGAACUGCAUUGUGACAAGCUGCAUGUGGAUCCUGAAAACUUCAAGAUCUUGGGAAAUGUGCUACUGAUUGUCUUGGCAAAACAUCUUGGUGAGGAAUUCACUCCCGAAGUGUAG